Nicotiana attenuata is the source of this 1383-nucleotide messenger RNA. RefSeq lists its product as uncharacterized. NCBI's taxonomy places the organism in Eukaryota, Viridiplantae, Streptophyta, Magnoliopsida, Solanales, Solanaceae. The coding region runs from base 401 to 1081 and encodes 226 amino acids. The transcript has 4 exons. The record is from RefSeq and is a predicted model, not a curated record.
UAAAAAGGACAACCUCUGCAGCAGUUUCCGGUCUUUUUGUUUGUUUGCUUUUUCACUUUUAUCGACAUAUUACAAUUAUUCUAUGUUUCUUAUUUUCAAUCAACAAAACCAAAAGCAAAACAGAAAAAAAUAAAAAUUUAAAGAAACCAACUUUUACUCUGUUCAUUAAGUAUUUCUUUUGACUCCAUUCUACUUGUUCUUAUUCCAGCUAGAAAUAUGAAACAAUGUUCUUACACUUUGUGUUAAGUGUGUUUCCUAUGUGUAUAUGAAGAAACCACUUAUCAUGUUUGUUAAUCCAAUGGUUUUAAGGUGACCCUCAUUGGCAUUUUUCUCCCUUUUUUUACCUCAGAGGAGUAGUAAAAAUUCAAUCUUUAUCAAAUAUAACUGUGUUAUUUUGGACAUGGCUCAACAGGAAGAAGGGUGGCCAUUGGGAUUGCAACCACUGAAUAUGAGAAUAGGUUUGGGUAGGAGCAGAGAUUUUUCUGCUGGUUCAACUUCAUUCAACACUUCACUCAGUGAGUCUCUUACUUCCACCACAGAUUCUUCAUCAGAUUUGGACACUGAGUCCACAGGAUCUUUUUUCCAUGAUAGGAGCACCACACUUGGAAGUCUAAUUGGUGUCUCCAGUAUAGUUAAUAAUCUCUCAAGAAGAUCAACAAGGUCAAGAACAAAUGGUGUAAUCACAAAUGUCCAAAAAAACUACAGGUCAAAAACAACAUGGUGUUUCUCUUUAUGUCCAAGAAACAGCACAGAUGCUGAGAGUGUAAUGAUGAUAAGGAACAAUGACAGUAGUAAUGUUCCAUCACUUGGUCAUUUUCUUGCAGUAGAAAGAAGAGCUAAUGCUAAUGGACAUAGAAGAAGUCAUAACCAUAGUCCUUUGAUCUAUGGACCUGAUGAAUUUGCUAUGGCAUUGCCUAAUAGAGAUCAGAAUUCAUUGUUUGCUAAUGGACAAAUUGCUCCACCUCAGUUGAGUCCAUGGUCUGGUUCUGAUGUUGAAAAUAGACAGAGGGCUAACAGAGAAUUAGAGCAUGACGUGCAUGGCCAAGGUGGUCCACUUUUGUUUCCAUGCAUGUGUGGAUGAUAUCUUAGGUUCGUGUCGUAAUACAACUCUGUGUAUCCCCUGAUUCUUGUUUCUAAUUUGUUUCCAUUUAUUCAAGGGCUAAAGCACGCAUUUCUAAAGUGCAGGAUGAUAUGAACUUUUUUGUGAUUUACUUGAUCGUCGAAAAGAGUUAGUAGCACUUCUGAUUGAUCUCGAGAGACUUCUCUUGAUCACUCCUUGUUUUCUUCAAUUCGGGGACAAUGUUGCAUAUCCAGAUUAGUCAGAUACAAUGUGCUUCAAAUAUCGAAUGAUUAAAAAAAACAAUGCUUGGCUUAUUGAUCAAA